Peronospora matthiolae is the source of this 231-nucleotide messenger RNA. NCBI's taxonomy places the organism in Eukaryota, Oomycota, Peronosporomycetes, Peronosporales, Peronosporaceae. The record is from the annotation of a GenBank genome assembly.
AUGUCCAUGAGGAUCAAUGCUCUAGCUUUGGGUGCUGCCAAUAACGCUGAUGAAGACAGUGAAGAGAUUGAGAAAGCGUACGGCAUUACACUUGCAGCACCUACUGAAGCUUAUGGUAAACUCGGAGAUUUGGACGCAGCGGUCAAGGUGUUUGAAGACACGGCCGAUAAAUUUUCAGUCUCUACAAAUGUUCACUACAACUUGGCUACUAUGCGUAUGGCGAGAAGCUAA